Funneliformis caledonium is the source of this 185-nucleotide messenger RNA. NCBI's taxonomy places the organism in Eukaryota, Fungi, Glomeromycota, Glomeromycetes, Glomerales, Glomeraceae. The record is from the annotation of a GenBank genome assembly.
GAAAAAUAUUAUUCCAAACUGGAGAAGCAUUUAGGAAUGUUUUUAAAUUACAAAGAAAAUACUUAUGUUAAGCAUCAAAGAAUCGAAUUCCCUCUUGAUGUCAAAGAAGUUCAAAACGAAGAUUUUUUUAGCAUUAUCCUAGUCACACCACAUUUAUUUGUUAACGUUAUUGAAACCGAACAAAG